AUGGUCGGAAAAUUACUGUCAGUACUAUUGAUUUCCUUCCUUUCGUGCGUCGUUCUGUGCGCCUCCUUCUCCGAGGAGAACCCCACCGAUCGCCGGGUUUUAGUCCUGCUCGACGAUCUCGCUAUUAAAUCUUCGCACUCCGUUUUCUUCGAUUCGCUCGGAGCGCGAGGGUACGACCUAGAUUUCAAGCUCGCGGACGAUCCCAAGCUCGCAUUGAAGAGAUACGGACAGUAUCUGUACGACGCCGUCAUCGUCUUCUCCCCUAAUGUCGAACGGUUCGGUGGAUCUGUGGAUGCUGCGUCGUUGUUAGAAUUUGUUGAUUCUGGACGUGAUAUGAUUCUUGCUGCUGAUAAGUCAGCUUCUGAAUUGAUUCGGGAGAUUGCUGUUGAGUGUGGGGUUGACUUUGAUGAGGAUCCAGCAUCUAUGGUAAUUGAUCACACGAGCUAUGCAGUUUCGGAGACGGAGGGGGAUCAUACCUUGCUCGCCAGUGAUGAUUUCAUUCAGUCCGAGGUUAUUUUGGGCAGCAAGAAAAUAGAGGCUCCCGUGCUUUUUAAGGGCAUUGGCCAUUCAAUAAAUCCUGCAAACAACCUGGUGCUAAAAGUUCUAUCUGCUUCUCCCGCUGCGUACUCAGCCAAUCCGAAAUCUAUGUUAUCAACUGCUCCUACUUUGACUGCGUCAGGGAUCUCAUUAGUUUCAAUCGUUCAGGCAAGAAACAAUGCUCGGAUUCUAAUAUCUGGCUCGCUGAGCAUGUUCAGCAACAGGUUCUUCCGGUCUGGAGUACAGAAAGCUGGAACUGCAAACAAACACGAGAAAAGUGGGAAUGAACAAUUUUUGACCGAACUUAGCAAAUGGGUUUUCCACGAAAGAGGUCACCUCAAGGCUGUGAAUGUAAAACACCACAAAGCUGGUCUAAAAGAUGAACCCUCAAUGUAUAGGAUCAAAGAUGACCUGGAAUACUCUGUUGAAGUAUACGAAUGGUCUGGUAAGAGUUGGGAACCGUACGUGGCUGAUGAUCUGCAAGUUCAGUUUUACAUGAUGAGUCCAUAUGUUUUGAAAACUCUAUCUACUGAUCAGAAGGGCCUUUAUUAUACAUCUUUCAAGGUUCCAGAUGUCUAUGGUGUUUUCCAGUUCAAGGUUGAGUAUCAGAGACUUGGGUAUACAAGCUUAAGUCUAGCAAAGCAGAUUCCAGUUCGACCCUUCAGACAUAAUGAGUAUGAAAGAUUUAUAACUGCUGCUUAUCCCUAUUAUGGAGCAUCAUUCUCGAUGAUGGCUGGGUUCUUUGUCUUCACCGUGGUGUAUCUGUACACGAAGUAG
Messenger RNA from Striga hermonthica, 1314 nucleotides. The record is from the annotation of a GenBank genome assembly. Lineage: Eukaryota; Viridiplantae; Streptophyta; Magnoliopsida; Lamiales; Orobanchaceae.